CCCAAGCUGUUCAUCAUGCUGCCACCCAAGAGGUUUCCAUUUCCCUUCAGACUAGGGACUGAUAUAUGUCAAAUUUCCCGCAUCUACCGGAUUCUGGCCAAAGACAAGGAGGCGAGAUUUCUUCGUCGCAUCCUGACUAAGAAUGAGCGCCUCGCAAUCCCCGCCUCCCUGAUGUCGACUGAUGCAUCAGGGACGGCGGCCGAAGUGUCCAAAGACGACGACUUCCAGGCGUUGAAGGAGCGCAACCCGCUAUUAUGGAAGAAGGCUAGCUUCUUAGCUGGGAGAUUCGCAGCCAAGGAAGCGACAUUCAAAGCCCACCCCACGAGGAACCUAACAUGGCACGACAUCACCAUCGUCCGAAAGCGAUUCGAGCAGCUGAGGGAUAUUGAAGGGCUAAAGAAUACCAAGGCACAGGGAAAGGAGGAGAACAAGAAGGAGGUGGAGGAGGAAGAAGGACUGAAAGCAGUCGAGGGCGAGGCAGAGGAAACCAGCAGCACAACGACACCCGCAGACGACGAGUUCACCAACAACGGAAGCGGUCCGCCCGUCGCUAUCGUGCGCAGCAAAUGCGAUGACAUGCCCGACCAGGAGGUGCUCGUGUCCAUCAGCCACGACGGGGACUACGCCACGGCCGUCUGCAUUGGCUUCCCCCGCGAGGAGGCACUCGCCCACGCCGAUGGCCUGGGCCCCAAGGAGAAGAAGGGCCCCAGGAAGAAGCAUGAGCGUCGCGUGCGCAAGGUUGAGGAUACGGUGGAGGAUCAGCUGAGUUAUAAGGAGUUCAAGGAGUUCAAAGAGUUUAAAGCCUGGAAGGUGAGGGCCGAGAGGAAGGAGGCUAAGCAGGCUAAGGGGAAGGAUGGAAACGACGGUGUUGCGGAGAAGACCGAAAACGUCACGGUUUGAGAGGGAGAGUCAUUGACAAGAGAGACUCCAUGUAUAUCAAAAUAGGAGAAAAGGUAUGAAUAUGUAAAAGGUGGCGGGAGUAAAUACCAUGUUAACAUGUUGUAGUAUUGGUUCUUGUACUUCUUUAAAGUGCCACGAGACCGUAAGAAUAUAUCAAAGAACCCAAGAAUACAGGAUCCUAACCCGACAUUCUAACCCCAUCACCUUUUGCAAGUACGAAUGUACUAACAAGGCUCUCGUCUCGUGAUGGUGUAGAUGUGAAGAUUCGGGACAGGCGCCACUUUGUCUAAUUGUUUUGAUUCGCGAAUUUGGAGUUUCUUUAACCCUUUUGGAUGUAAGGUUUCUGUCUUCACGGAGUGCCAUUCAUUAGGGCACACAUAUAAUAAAGGUAUCAUCAAG
This is a messenger RNA of Colletotrichum godetiae, 1299 nucleotides long. RefSeq lists its product as uncharacterized. Lineage: Eukaryota; Fungi; Ascomycota; Sordariomycetes; Glomerellales; Glomerellaceae. Gene Ontology annotation, molecular function: magnesium ion binding; holo-[acyl-carrier-protein] synthase activity. The transcript has 2 exons. The record is from RefSeq and is a predicted model, not a curated record. Bases 16 to 900 code for a protein of 294 amino acids.